UCUGGGAAUUGUAGUCGUUACCCGUUUACAUUUAACACCAGCGAUCCACAAGCUGGAUGGUUGCGUUCCGGAAUCCGGGAAGUGAAGUGUUCUUCUUUCGGUUUUGUUGUUGCUGUUCAAGUGUAUUCUGAAAGUAAGAUCUCUUGUUAUCCUUAGUUGGCUGUACACAUGCAGAAUUAUUCCAGACUUCAGUCUUCACCAUCCCCCGUACUGGCAUAAAAGAGGAUCAACAUAAAAAGGAAAUGCAGUAUUGGAAUCACCAAAUGUUACAUUACCUGCUUUUUUUUUAGGCCUGUCCAGGUCUAGCACAGCUGUGUGGCCAGGCAGACCAAGCAUGUAUCACCCUUUUGGAUUUUUUGGCAUAUUUGGCAGAUGACUUUGUUCUAAAUUGAUGGAAAAUCUGUACUAUUAAAAUGGCAUUAUGCAGUGCACUCUUUUGUCCCAACUCAAACCUGUCUUCACAAGGAAAGCAAAAGACUCUCCUUCACCGAUUUCCUCCUUGUGGCUCCAGUCUUUUUCUCUUGUGGAAAGGAAUGGUUGGUCGGUCGUUAUUGCCUGAUAAUCCUCGCCUCUGCUCCUUGCAUUUUAGCAGUGAUCAGUAUAUCACACAUUGGUUAUCACCAGAAAACAUUCCUGGACUAAAAAAGUGGAAGAAGAGGAGGCGGCUAAAAAGAAAUGCAGUCCCUUCUAUUUUUUUUGACAGUGAUGGAGAUAAAUAUGAGAUGGUGCCUGUCACAGUAAAAGAGGAAACGUAUGAUGGAGAGGAUGAUUCGUUGGGCCUAUUUGCCACGUCUGUUAACAUCGAGACUUCUGAUUCACAUGCAUCAAGAAUCUCAGAAGUGUCUAAACAAAGGCAAGAGUUUCCUGUUGUGGAAAAUUCUCAUUUGAAAAGAAAACAAAAUCAAUGUUCUCUUGUUUCAAACCACAUUGAUGAAAAUCAUUCAGUAAGCGAGAAUAUGGAACUUUCACAAAUUUCAUAUCAACAAAAUGAUUGUGCAGUCACAGCUGUCCCAGAAAAUGAAAAGGAACAGAAGGACUAUAAAAGUAAAAUGUGCAACUUUUGUGGCUUAAAGUUUUGCUAUCCCUCAAACUUAGGAAGUCACCUGCGCAUUCACAAAUCAUUGCCUUUGCACUGUUCAUUCUGUAAAAAAUACUGCAGGACGCAUUGGAUUCUUAACAGACACCUACAGAAACAUGAAAAAUUGCAUUUGCAUACCCAAAAUGUGGAUUCAAAGAGGAGCCAAAUAAAGCAAUUGGUCAAAACUAGAAGAAUGCAGAAGGAUAACAUUCAUCGGACCAUCUUAGAUGGGAGACAGCCAAUUACAAAAAGGUCAAAAACAAGGCAAGAUUUGCAAAACUCUAAAACCUUUUCUGUCUUGACGACAGAAAGAAGCCAGAGUUCAUUGGCAUUUCAAAGCUAUGAAGAUGCUGAGAUUAUGGAUAAUGAGUCUUGUCAGGAGAAUGAUCACAGACCUGGUGUUCUUCCAAAUGUUGCUAAAGAUAAAGUUGUUGGCAAGAAUUAUUUAUGUAACUUCUGUGGGCUGAGCUUUUUUUACCCUCACAAUUUGGGAAGUCAUUUGCGCAUUCAUCAUUCUCAGUCUUUGCAAUGUUCUCAUUGUAGAGAACAGUGCAGAACACACUGGCUUCUUAACAAACACCUGUACAAACAUCGGUCUGGUACUUCAGGAUUGCUGUCCCAUGUCCGGGAGGAGUCCAAUCAGAGCAUACUAAAUAAGUCAAGCCAGUCAUCCAGCAUUCUAGGAUUUAGAUGUAAGGUGUGUGAUAAGAGCUUUGCAAGCAAGUUUUGGUUAGGAAUGCAUUCUCAAAUUCAUCUGCCAAGUUGGUACAAAGCACAGAAAAGCAUUCAUAUCAGGAGGAAACAGGUCAAAUCCAAACCAUUAAAAACUGAUAAUCCACUACCUCUUACUGCCAUUCUCAGUGGCAGCCUCACAGUGUAUAGCGGUAUGCAUGUUUUUAACCCUUUUAGCCUACUGCCAAAACGGAAAAGCCAGCAAGAGACAUUGUGUGUGUCUUCUGUGUCCUCUGACAGUCAGUCUGAAAGCAGUAAGAAGUUUGCUGAUGCCAAGAGGGAUCUAGUCUCAUCAAAGCAAGAAAACAUCAAUCCAUUGAGCAAGACACCAAAGUACUCCACAACUCUUGACGGUAAUAUGUCAAGCAUGCUUAAAUCAGUGGGGCAAACUUCAGUAGCUAGUGAUCACUCUUUUUCCAACCUGAAUGAAAGUACUGAUCCAGUAUUAAUAAAUUGCCAGAAUACUGUAGAAAGAACUGAUGAAGUCUUGCUUUCUAAAGAGAAGCUCAUUCUUCUGCCCACAGACUCUGCUUUACUGAAUAGUACUGGUCAAAUACAAACUGAAAGCAAUCAAACUGGUUUUGUAAAAAAGGCCUAUAUAUUUCAGCCACUCUCGGAAGUAAGAAAAAGUAUAGUGAUCAACAGAAAAAACCCAGAGGAGCAAAGAAAAAUCCCAACAGUUGCCACAAAAGCCUUUGAGGAGCGCCAAGAUGGUAUUUUGUCCUUGUUUAGUGACCUUAGCAAGAAUGUGAAUCUGCAAUCAUCCAAUUCAGGAGCAAGACCAAAAAAGUGUAAUUUAUCAGAAUCCUUGGCAUCAGAAAACCAAAAACCGCCACGGAAAAAGUCACUAGGCAAACCUCAAUGCCAGCAGUGUGGUGCUCUAUUCACUCGGUUUUAUUCCUUAAAGAGACACUUGAGGUCUAAACACAAUAGUGCCAAGGAAGGUUUUUCCAAGAGUGCCAAGUCUUUUGCCUGCCAAUUUAAUAUACUCUGGAAAGAAAUGCAUAACAUUAAAAGUUCUCCUUCUCCCAGUUACUCCAAGACUUUGCAAACCUGCAAAAGCACAAAGAAAGCUGCCAAACGAGCAAAAUUCCACUACAGUGUUCCUAUUGGUAGAAUUUCAGCAGAGGUGGCUCCUAAAAGAUGAAAAGCUUUGUUUGAUGAAAGAAAAAAUGAGUGUUGGGUUUCAUCCCCAUUGACUGAUGUCACACACGUGCGCAUGAGAGGCAGCUAAAGGGCUUAAGUAAGGGCAAUUCCAAAUCAGACCAGGAUGUGACAGAGUGCACAGACUCUUUUUUUUUUUUUUUUUCCUCCCUUUCCUGCAGACCAUUCAUGGGAGAUUCCACCUGGCCCUCUUGACAUCACUUCUGGGUCUGACCCUAUGGAAGAAGACCUUGCCGGCUCUGGCCCCUGUGAUGUCACGUCCGGGCUCGAGCCUAUGGUUGAAGACCCUCAUGAGCCCAACCCCUUUGAUGUCACUUCCUGUCUUCCCCUUUAAAAGCCUGCACCUUUUCCCUAUUCCCUCAGUUCUGUUUUGGACUCGGUUUUGUGCACAGCAGUGCUAUCAUUUAAACUUCAAUUUGCAGCCAGGAAACCAAAUAUAUAGGUGGCUGCCCCAAACCGUGUGCUAUGGCUCUUUGUGGAGUCUGUGACACUGAAAAUGCAAAACUACUUAAGAACUAGACAUGCCUUUUAAAAGGUUUGUAUCCUUCUGAAAAGGAGGGCAAAAUGUCUUUUAGCUUGGUCCAGAGACUUUUAAUGUUUUCAUGACUGCCUCUCUCAUGCUAAGAAAAAAGCAAAAAAAAAAACAAACCUUGGCAUCACCGUGUAAGUGAAGUUGAUUGUCAUUGUAAUAAUACUUGUUGUGUGUGUGUUUUUUUCUUUUUUUUUUCUCUUUAAUUUGCUGGAAAAGUCAUUUUAUCACACAUUUUGUACAAGAUGUACUGAAGCAUAAAUUGGAUAUGAAAAUUUCUCAGUAAUAUAGAAGGUGAAAGUUACCAUCUGUGUACUUUUGAUAAAAUUGUUAUUUAACUUUGAUAACUCUGCCUCCAUGAAGAACAGUCAGUUAAUAUGCCACCCAUUUGGCAUUUCAAGUGAAAUUUUAUUUGUCUCAUGUAAAUUAUACAUAGAGUACAAUAUGCAGUGAAAUGAUUUUAUCAUGUUAUUAAAAGUAAUUUUAGUUAAUAACCAAACUUGUAAUAAGCUCAUGGAUAAAGCUGCAUUUUGUUUGGUGACAUUUCAGUACAGAAACCAUUAAUCGGGUUAUUGGCUAAUAAUGGCAAUUACUUUAUUAAAAUUCUACCUUCCUGUAUUCUCUUUUAAUAGAAUGUGCAGAAACCUCACAGCCAAUGACUUUUGGCACUAUAGCAAAACUUGUUUUAUUCAUCUACUUAGAAGGAAACAGUUAAUAAAGAACUAAAUCAUUUUCAGAGCUUCAAGAAAAAAAAUGUGGGUCUAACUACUAAUCCAUCUAUUAAUUUUUUUAAACUUGCCAUAUUCAAUUUUAAGGUUGAGGAAAUCUGUAGUCUGUCCUAGAAUUCGCAGGUGCAAGGCUGGAAACAGUCAUAAACCAGAAGAAGGUUAACAAGCACACCUUUGGAAUACGAAAGGUAAAUUAUUCUUUUUAGAAAUUUUCAUCAAACUUUGGGAGGACACCCAAAGUCGGCCCAAACGGAGACCGUACUAGAGGUCAGAGACAGACUUCUGGAGCUUUGAAGCAUUACUGCUAGCCACUACGCUGCUGUGCUAAUAGGUUAGAUUAGAUAAGAUAAACUUAAUACUACCCUGAACCUAAUAAAAAAUCAAACCAUAUAUAGUGCCCAUCAUUUGGUAAAACUUGCUUGUUCAAUAGCAGGCUCUGUUUAAUGGAUAAGUAGCCAGGAUAUUGUUGGCACCUGUACUUUGUUGAAGAUUUACUGUUGGAUUCUGAAAAACAGGGAAUUUGUAGGAAAAAAUAUAUUUUAUAAUGUGAAACAGUCUAAUUUGAGUCUGUCUAAAUAGCUGUAACUUUUAUUAUACAGUGUUGAUAAAAAAAAACGGGGCCACUGAUAUAUUUCUGUAUCUCUUACAGUACUACAAGUACUGUUCUUGGGCUUUAUUUUAUUACAUAACAUUUUGAUAUGUCAUAAUGUGUAGAUCAGUGAUAGCAUCAUGAAAGGCUAAAACUGUAUUUUUGUAUACUCCAUUAGAAUGUUAAAAUAUAAUGUUAAGUGAUUGCACACACUAAUUCUACCUAAAACUCCAAAGAUGUUCCUUAUUUUAGUUUGUUUUACAAGAGUAAUGAAUCUUCUCACGGCGUAAACUUGUGGUCAUUUUUUCCUGCUUCAAGUGAAUCACAGUAUGAUAAAAUCACUUAGUAGGGACUGAAUGUAGCACCUUAAAUCUUUUAAAACACUGUAUGGUAUAUGCAGUGAAAAUUGAUCUGCAAAUACAUAUAGUAACUGCUGAAUUAUCAGAGAAGUAAUGAUGGUGUAAUUUACACAUGGAAGUUUUUAAAAAGUUUGCUGUAUUUGUACUGGAAAAUGUAUUUCUAAAUAAUCAUACUGUACUUUAAAAACUUCAUCUGGAAUAUAUAUAUUUGUAUGUAAAAUAAAUGGUAUAAUAUAUGGUUAAUAAAAUGUAACUCAUAGUACCAAGUCUUUAAACUUUUUUAUUAGGGCCAUGUUUGAUUGAUACAUGGCUACCUAAGUUCUAAAACAUAAAACCGCUAUGAGCACUUUCAGACAAAAUGCAGGAUUGUGACCAAGGCAAUAUUUUAUGAAGUUUAGUAGAUGAUUCAUCAGAUCUGGCCAUUUUAUUCAGCAUUACUACUACUGGAAUAGAUAGGAUUAUAUUUGUUAGCUACAAUAAUAUUCUACAGUAAAUGCCUUUUGAAUGUUGUUACUCGGUAUGUCCUCUUACAUAUUCUCAAAACCCUGAAAAAUAACUAAAUGCAAUUACAUUAAUAAAACCUA
This is a messenger RNA of Erpetoichthys calabaricus (reedfish), 5763 nucleotides long. RefSeq lists its product as uncharacterized. The coding region runs from base 414 to 2957 and encodes 847 amino acids. Lineage: Eukaryota; Metazoa; Chordata; Cladistia; Polypteriformes; Polypteridae. The transcript is spliced from 6 exons. The record is from RefSeq and is a predicted model, not a curated record. Gene Ontology annotation, molecular function: RNA polymerase II cis-regulatory region sequence-specific DNA binding; DNA-binding transcription factor activity. Gene Ontology annotation, biological process: regulation of transcription by RNA polymerase II.